CGAACGCAGAUUAUUCAACAGACUUGUGGGACAAAUGAAAAUGAAUUCUUUCUUGGCAAAAAUUGUGAUUGCAUUCUGGUUGGUACUUGAGGAAAUGGGGUAUUUCGACCUCAUUCAAGCAAUAUCUACUAAAUGUGAUUCUGUCGUAAAACAGAAAUUCAACGAGACGGCUUCGUUUAUCAAUUACCUGGUUCCAAAUCCUGGUGCAGAACCAAUUGAUACCAGCGACAGGCCAUUUUUAGCAGGACUAAUUGAAAUACCUUUCAGUCGUGUAGAUCUGUACAACUGCAGGUAUCAACUACUAGAGCGGCUGAAUCAUAUAAUGCAGACCGUUUGUAAUGUUAUUUUCACCGAGAACGAAGCUAACAAAGUGGAGGAGGCACCUAGCAGUUCUAAGCAAACACAAAAUCUUCAAUCCAACUUGAACCCAUUGGCUAAACCAUUUUCAGUGCCAGAGCCUUCAACUCCCACAGAUCAGAGGUCAAUGUUCCUUACCUUCUCAAAUGGAUUUCCCUGUUCCCGCGAGGAAAUUUUCAGUUUCUUCACAUCAAAGCUCGGGCCAGUUGUGGAAUCCGUUAUGCUUGAGCGCGCGGUGCAAGAUGCCCCUCAAUAUGCAAGAAUUGUGUUCACAAAUGAAUCAGUCAUUUCACAAAUACUUAAUGGUGAGAACAAGGUCAAGUUCAUGGUCAACGGUAAGCACCUGUGGGCUAGACUUUAUAAGCCGAAGAAAAAUUAACAAAAGCUAUCAGGAUGAACCUAGAUGCCGUGUGCAGCUGUUGCGCACUAUGAUUCUCUUCUUGAUUGCAUUACAAAAGGAGGUGUUCUAGCCGUUACUGGCAUUCCAUUUUCUGAAUCACUAGAAUAGCCUUCCUUGAUUUUUUU
This is a messenger RNA of Papaver somniferum (opium poppy), 882 nucleotides long. RefSeq lists its product as uncharacterized. The record is from RefSeq and is a predicted model, not a curated record. The coding region runs from base 35 to 736 and encodes 233 amino acids. The transcript has a single exon. NCBI's taxonomy places the organism in Eukaryota, Viridiplantae, Streptophyta, Magnoliopsida, Ranunculales, Papaveraceae.